AAUUUAACUGUUUUUACAACAAAUAGUGAUAUCGUGGUCGAGAGCAGUUUAUUAUCGAGAAUGUUAUCUCCGACAUCCGGCAGCGCGUAGAUCUCCUCCCCUCUUCGCACUGUGGUGUGUUCGUCUUCAUCUGUCUUGUUAGUGUGUAUCAGACCCUCGCCCUCAGUAGUCCUGCCGCCCAACUUCACCAAUAUGAUGAAGCUGUGGGGUAUGCUGUUGGUGUUCAUUGCCUUCAACUAUGCUGAUGAUAGCCUGCUAUCACUGGACAGAUAUCACACACACGAGGAGAUGAUAAGUUUCCUCAAGAACUUCACAAAGAUGCACAGCAAUCUUACCAGACUAUACUCAAUAGGGGAGUCAUUUGAAGGAAGAGAGUUGCUAGUCUUGAGGAUCAGUGGGGGGGAUGACCUGCUCCUGAGGCCCAACUUGAAGCUGGUGGGCAACAUCCAUGGCAACGAGGCAGUUGGGAGAGAAGUGUUGCUACACUUUAUUGAAUACCUGGUGACCGAGUACAAUAAAGGGAACAAGAGAGUGAGACGGCUCCUUGACUAUGCUCAUGUGCACAUCCUGCCUAGCAUGAAUCCUGAUGGUUUUGCCUGUGCUCUCAGAGAUAACGUGGUUGACGACCACGACUCUGAGCCUGGAAUACAUCCACCUGGGCACUGUAUGGCCAGGGAUGGCAGGGCAAACAGUCUCGGCAAAGACCUGAACCGUAACUUUCCCGAUUACUUCCGCAAGGUCAGACCGGAGCUGCAGAACGAGACAUUGGCUGUGAUGAGAUGGCUGGAUGAUUUUCCUUUUGUGUUGUCUGCGGCUCUCCAUGGCGGUUCACUCGUUGCAAACUACCCCUUUGACAACAGCAAAUAUGAUAUUUGGGAACAGUUCUUCAAAACCGUUGAUGUAUCUCAGCUUUCCCAAGAAGAGGUCACAAAGCUUUGGAAGAAAUGGCGGCCUGGCUCGUUGUCCAAGGAGCCAAACCUGACAGAAGAUGAUGAUGUGUUCAAACAUCUCGCCCUGGUCUACGCCAGAAAACACCCUACCAUGCACAAGGGGAAGGCUUGCCCAAAUAAUUAUGCAAAAGACACAUUUCCGAAGGGAAUCGUCAAUGGGGCUGAGUGGUACCCGCUCACAGGAAGUAUGCAAGACUACAACUACGUAGUUCAUGGAUGUAUGGAAAUUACUUUGGAAAUAUCCUGUUGUAAAUUUCCAGAACCAGAAGAACUGCAAUCAUCUUGGGAUCAAAACAGAGAGCCACUGCUGGCUUUCUUGGAAGAGAGUCGAAGGGGCGUCAGAGGUUUUGUCAUGGACGAGAAUGGAAUUCCAUUGCCAAAUGCUACCAUCAGAAUCUUAGGGAGGGAAACGUUUCCCUUCUAUAGCACACCCAAGGGUGAAUUCUGGAGGAUUCUCCUAGCUGGAACUUACCUAUUUCAAGUGGAAGCACAAGGGUUUGACAACAGAAGGAUAACAGUGAUAGUGAACGAGCCAAAACAAGCUGAGUGGGAGUGGCCUCGUGUUGUGAAUGUUACACUGUAUCGAACAGGUUCUACCAGAACGACUCAGGUCAUCACUUCAAGCGAAACAUCAACCGAAAGUAUGAGAAACAUAAGAGGGUCAGCCAGCUCUUGGGAAAGUGAAAGUUUACAACAUGCAAACAAAAGUUCUGCAGUUACUCUAAUGUUUUCUAAAUUGUUACUAGUUCUAGUGGUGUUGUUUUCAUUGUAAGAGAUUUAAAGUUAAGUUAAAGUGGAGAUUAAAUACCAUUGUCUUUGAUCUCUUCGAAUUUAGACAGUAAUUUAAGAUAGAGAUUUCUAGAUCUGUAAUGUCUGUGAUAUGACUACAAAAAAGAACGGAGAGAAUGUACUUAGAUUUUGUAGGAUUAAGUGAAAAGGACACUGAAAUAUUAAGGUUUAGAAGAGGUUAGUCUUAAAUAUCUGAACAAAAGUGUACAAAAAGAAGAUGGGUAUACUUUAAAACUAAAUUAAAAGCAGUGAAGAAUAUAUGUAUCAAAUCAGUAACUUAGAUUGUGUUUUGUAUCACAUUAUGUAAUGUAGGAUAAUAGUUUUUUGAAUGUAUUAAUAAUUUUUAGAUAGUUUAAGAACUUAAUACCAAUGAAUUAUAGUAUAGUUCGUUGCUUAAUACUAGACCGUAUUACAGAGAAACUGUUACACCAAUGGUCAGUAAAGAAUGGGAAGAGAGGAAUAUAAGGUUUGCUUGUCUGUUUGGCCAAUCUAUACAAAACUAAAUAGAUUCUGUAGUGAAAAAUUUGCUUUUUUUGUACACUGAAAAUUGGCACACUAAAGAAAGGAGAGAGAGUGUGUGCGUGAGAGAGGAAGAAGGUCCGAGAAAGAGUAUUGUUACAGAUACCUAUAGUUUUUUUAUGAAAUUCAGCUUAUACUCAUAAUUAAUUAAUCUUUUGUUAAGUAUUCAUGUUCUGAAACAAGUGAUCAAAAGAGUAAGCAUAUAGGAACUAAACAAUAACCGAUUAUAUGUGUUUAUUGCCACUAAAUAAACCAACUGACAAACUGAAUACAUAAAACCCUAUGUUAAAAUUAAACAAAAUAGAAUAGCUCUAAAAUUUACAUGCAGUCUCUAACAGACAAUAUUGAAAUCAAUGAAGAAAUUUCCCUUAAGAAAUGGAGGGGUAUCAAAAGUAGUAGAGCUUAGUCUCCUACACUGGUUGCGAUACUACUCGAAGAAAGUGUGAAGGGAAUAUUCUAGUUGGGUAUGUGUGGUGUUAAAUCCUCUUCAAAUUUUGGGGGAGGGAAUUAUGAGCAAUGAAUGUAUACGAGUAUAUUAAUGGAAAGGUCCAAACGAUUCAAGACAUCAACAAAGUUGGUGAAGUCAUAGCAGGCUAGACUUUUUUUAAUUCUGAGGGAAUUAUUCAUUAGAAAUAUUAAUUCAUAUUGGUCAGUGAAGAAAGGAAGCUUAUGUGAAGUUUUACAUCGGCUACUACGUGUUAUUUAUCAUAGAAAGCCAUGAAUAUAUCAGAAUUUAAAACAGGCAAAUCCAUUAUGGCAAUAUUCUAGCACACAUAGCAUAUCCUGAUCAGCAGUUUUUGGCUUAACGGCAGAUUUCCCCAAAUCAACAUCCACCCUACUCAUCUGAUUGACAUUUCUCCUUUUGAAAUCAGUUUUCAACAAAUUCAACAAAAAAGAUGAAAUAUUCUAGAUUUUUCGAAAUUUAUCAAAAUAGGUCAGAAUAAUUUUUUAUGGUCUUGAAACUACCUUAAAUCUUCCUUAAGCAAUGGAAAAUUAGUUAGUGAGACAAAUUGUGUACAUUAGAGGGGAAUCGUUUUAAAAGGACAUGAGUCACAAACAAUUUCUUUAUCAUAAUAAUUCCAGUCCUGAUGCUUUUUGAACAGACCUUGAAUGACAACUAUCAAAGUCUGAGAAUCUGUCUACUCUGUGGCACUAAGUCAUAUACAUGCACAGUACACUAAGCUGUAGUAAUUAACAAAGAGGUAAGGUGAUAGAACCCCUCUUAAAAGCACUAAAAAAAAAAAACAAAACAAAAAACAAUAUAACAGCAAUCUAUAAUGCUCGAAAGACUCGUAUAUGAGUAAUGUUUUACUUUUACUUGGACCUAUAUAAUUUAUUUAAAUGUAAAUAUACCCAGCCCGGUGUGGUAUGCUCUUCAAUCAGAUUCAUUCCUCCACAAAGGCAAGUCCACUACUACUACUAUACUAUGCCCACUAAUGCAAACAUACUACUAAACAAGACAAUAUGCAACUGUUGAUACAUGACAAUUUAUAUAUUCAUAAAAAACUUAUAGUAUAUGUGCACACUUUUCAUCUGAAAUAAACUAGUAACUAGACAAUUUUCAUCAAGGUUAUGGCUAAAGAAAUAUGCCUGAAAGAACUUCCCUCACUGCAUACCACUGUCAGAUGUUGAUGAUAUUUUAACUUACUAAUCUGCCACAGAAUACAUUAGUUUACAUAUAUUAUUUUUACUAUUGUAAUGUAUUAACAUUCUACAGGUUAACUUUCUGUGCUCCCUUGCACCAAAAUAAACCACACUAAAUGAAAAUUUUCCAGCAUUCACUCUAAUAUUCAUACUUGAUUGAUGUUGUAAACAUAAUUUUGCAUCAUGGUCCAGGAGCAUGAAAUCGAUAGAGGAAUUGUUCCUAAGAAAGUACCGAUCAUCAGCCACUCUAAUUUGGUGGAGGCCAAAACGGAGGGUCUAGAAAGUGUUAAAAAUAUGAAAAGAUAACUUUUCUGCCAGAUUGUAUUUUUCCUUGCUUUGAACACAUGAAACCAAGCAUCUGUAUGUAGUUAGCUGACACUGGUUUAAUAUUUACAAUAACGAAAAAUCUAGUAUAUUUGAUAUUUUUGUUGAAUCUGUUGAAGACUGAUUUGAAGGAAGGGGAUUUAGAGGAGAAAUAUCAAUCAGAUGAGUAUGGUGGAUGAUGAUUUGGGGAAAUCUGCUCUUAAGCCAUAAACUGUUGGUCAAGAUGUGCUCUGUGUGCUGAACAGGCUCAACCUUUUUGAACCUACGAUACUAUUUUUGUGUCUGAAAUUUUGACGACUCCAAACUAUAAAUCCACCAGUUUAUUUUAACUGUUUUUACUAUCUGUAGGUAAUACAGUGUAGAUAUUUUUUAAUAUUUACUAAACAAUGACUGUGUUUUCCUUUAUUUUCAAACUUUUUGCAUAUUCAAAUCUUGCAUCUAAAAAACCGAAUGUGGCAUAGAAAAUGUGCUACAUUGAAAGUUCUGACUUAACUUUUAAGCUCAUUUUAUAAAAUGUUAGUAUUUUAGUUAACUUCCACAACAGGUCUUGUUUAUUGUCUUGUUACAACCAAGCGUAAUCAGUAAGCGUUAUAUUUAAGUAUGUAAAUAAUAUACUCCUUAGAAUUGUCAUUUACGUACAUUUAUUUAACCAUGACAUGUAGUGUAUCAAGAAUAAAACAAAUAUAAAUUCUUGUUUCCUUUA
This is a messenger RNA of Homalodisca vitripennis (glassy-winged sharpshooter), 4929 nucleotides long. Its product is annotated as carboxypeptidase D-like. Gene Ontology annotation, molecular function: zinc ion binding; metallocarboxypeptidase activity. Gene Ontology annotation, biological process: proteolysis. Bases 193 to 1722 code for a protein of 509 amino acids. Gene Ontology annotation, cellular component: cell surface. The transcript is spliced from 10 exons. The record is from RefSeq and is a predicted model, not a curated record. NCBI's taxonomy places the organism in Eukaryota, Metazoa, Arthropoda, Insecta, Hemiptera, Cicadellidae.